AUGGAUGAGCUGGCCAGCGCGCAGAACCUUUUGAGUGAGGGUGAUGCACAGGCUGCAGUGGAGUGCUUGGAACGUGUUUCCAAAAGCUCCGGUUUAGGGCUGGAUGGACAUUUGCUAAUGGCAGAGGCCCUGUGGACACGAGCCGGACCCGGUGGCACGGAAGCUGCGCUGCCACACUACGAAGCAGCUUUGACGUUGGCAGGCUCGGACGUUUCCAAGAAGGCGACGGUGAGUCUUGGCUACGGCUUCGCCCUCCUGCAGUUGAAGCACCUGCCCCGAGCACGGCAGGAGCUCCUGAAGGCACGAAGUCUUGCUGAGGAGGACGGGAAUGCGGCGGCUGCUCAGUUUGUAGACAGCUUGCUCCAAAAUACGGAAAGUACGGAAGCGGCUACUCUAGAUGAUGCGGCGAAGGCAACAUGGCUCGCGUUCGCAGGUGCCUAUGCAAACGAUGAACGACCUGUGCUGUUUAUGCGGGGAACCAUACACGAGCCACUGGAUGCAGCGAGUGCUCAUGGCGUUGAAAAGCUGAGAGCUUCUGGAGCCAAGUCAAUGAAGGUGGUUGACUUGAGUGAGACAGGACCCGACUUACCUGGAGGCCUGCAGACGCUGGCAGAUGUGGGAAUCGAGCUUCCGCAGCUCUACCUGAAGGGAGCCGCCGUUGAGCACUGGAUGGGACUCGAGACUGGCGAGCUCCGUCGACGGCUUGAAGACUCCGGGGUCGCCAUGAAGGAUCCCGACAGCGAACCCUGCCACGGCACCUUCUCUGACGGGCUUGCGGACUGGGAGGUGGCCCUUGUUGAGAUGAUUUCGGUGUCGGGACCUGGAGAUUGGGAGGAGAAGGCCAAGGCUUUGACGAAGAAAGGGUUUGAGGAUGCUCCAAAGACCGCCGGAUUGCUGGAGGAGGCUUGGCAGAAGCUGGCCCCUUCCAUAAAGACGAAGCUGGAAAGCCAGCCGGAGAUGCCGUGCGGGCACUCGUGCAAUACCUGCCCAACCAAGCACGACUGUCAGCUACACGAUGCAGUGGGCCAUGUCAGAGACAUAGAAGACCGUGAAGACGGGAAGGAGGCUGCCUGGUUCGACACCGGCACGGACCAGUACGACUUGUUCGGCCGCCCCAGGGCGCCGACCCCCGAUUCCCCCAAGUUCUACGUCGAGUGGAGCAAGGUCAGCAGGACUGCCGAGUGGAGUUGCGGCCCCCCGGGCUGCGUCGCCGACGCGUCCCUGAAGGUAUUCGAGAAUGCCUCCGAGAUGGAGUACAAAAUGUGCCUGUUGUCGGUCUCCGUGCAUGCCACGGACUUCGACGACACGUACGGCCGGGAGAAGAUUGAGUGGAUCCUGAUCAACGACAAGGAGGCUCUUCGCGACUUCUCGCCACAAGCACCCAAGCCCAAGGGCUGCGAGACAGACGACAACCCGGCAGCAUUGCAUGGAACGACUGUCACCGAGCAGCAGUUGUCCAAUGUCUCCUUGUUGGCUACACAUGCCGAGCCUGAUUCGAAAAAGAGCCAUGCAUCCAAACAAGCUGGCACGAAAGAGACGGCCCCUGAUGCCAAGUCUGAUUCGACAUCCAAGCAAGCUGGCAAGAAAGAGACAGCACCUGAGGCCAAGUCUGAUUCCAAGAAGGACCAUGCGUCCAAGCAAGCUGGCACGAAAGCUUCGGCGCCUGUCAGCGGUGGCAGGACCAAUGCAAGCCUACUCGAUGUGCCUCUUUACCCGUGCAUCCGUGAUCUGCCGCUCGAGGGGCUGAUUGAUCAGAAUGGCGAGCUCCGAAUCUCUGGCAAGAUCUCGCCGUCAGUAGACGAGUGCCCCGUGAAUGGCAACCAUCUGAGUGGCGUCGUCUCCGUCACUUGCUUCGCACGGCCCAUCGUGACGCUGCCCCCGACCACCACGACGACCACAGGUACGGUCACCACCACAACGGUGCACGACUUCCCUGUGCAAGACUCGAAGCACUUCUGGUGUGAGGAGCCGGGCUGCACAGCGACCACAAUCCUGAUGCUGGACAUCUUCAACAUGACGUCCCGAAAGUGCACGUUGACCGUAAGGAUCAACCAGACCGACUUUGACGAAAACGACGGCACCACCGAGCGCCUGGAGUGGAUCAAGGUCGGCGGAUCGAAUGUUACGGGAAACCUGAAGCCGGGCAAGAAUCCAUGCCGAGAGGCAGCUUCUGGUACUCCGCGCCAGUAUGUGAACUUCACCGUGCUCGACGAGCAGGACGUGGCGGACAGAAUCACGAACGGGAUACUGCCUGUAUCCAUCAAGAUCUCGGACAUGGUCGAUGAGUGCAGCGUGGAUGGCCAUCUCCUUGAUGGCCAAGCUGACCUGUCAUGUAGCUGA
Messenger RNA from Symbiodinium natans, 2340 nucleotides. Lineage: Eukaryota; Dinophyceae; Suessiales; Symbiodiniaceae. The record is from the annotation of a GenBank genome assembly.